Molecule: messenger RNA, 1126 nt
Organism: Lathyrus oleraceus (garden pea)
Lineage: Eukaryota; Viridiplantae; Streptophyta; Magnoliopsida; Fabales; Fabaceae
Product: ras-related protein RABA1f
Exons: 2
Coding region: 201-854 (217 amino acids)
Molecular function (GO): GTP binding; GTPase activity
Source: RefSeq, a predicted model, not a curated record
GCAUUUCUUUUUUAAUUUUUCCAUUUCAUUUCUUUGAAUACUUCUCCUCCCUCCUCUCUUUUAUCUUUCUCCAAACAACAAUGUCUCUCUCUAUCUCAAAUUCUCAAACUUGAAAACCAUUCAUUUCCCAAACCCUUCCUUCAAAUCCCUAAUCAUUCUUCACCCAUCCAUUUCUAUUUCAAUCCUCACACAUUCAAGAAAUGGGUGCGUACAGAGCCGACGACGACUACGAUUACCUUUUCAAAGUUGUUCUCAUCGGUGACUCCGGCGUCGGUAAAUCCAAUCUCUUGUCACGAUUCACAAAAAACGAAUUCAGUUUGGAAUCCAAAUCCACCAUUGGCGUUGAAUUCGCUACACGCAGUAUCCACGUUGAUGAUAAGAUUGUAAAAGCACAAAUUUGGGAUACCGCAGGACAAGAAAGAUAUCGUGCGAUCACAAGUGCAUAUUAUCGAGGAGCUGUUGGUGCAUUGCUUGUGUAUGAUGUUACAAGACAUGUAACUUUUGAAAAUGUGGAAAGAUGGUUAAAGGAACUUCGUGACCACACAGAUGCCAACAUUGUAAUUAUGCUCGUGGGGAACAAGGCUGAUCUUCGUCACCUGCGUGCCGUGUCCACCGAGGAUGCUAAAGCAUUUGCUGAAAGAGAAAACACGUUUUUUAUGGAAACGUCUGCCCUUGAGUCACUGAAUGUCGAUAAUUCCUUCACAGAAGUACUUACUCAAAUAUAUCGAGUCGUUAGUAGGAAGACUCUUGAGAUUGGAGACGACCCUGCCGCCUUGCCAAAAGGGAAAACAAUCAAUGUUGGCAGUAGAGACGACGUCUCCGCUGUUAAAAAGGUUGGAUGCUGUUCUGCGUAGUUUGACAGAUAAUAGAAAGGAUCGUCUUCGCAACCAAUGGUAUACUAUUUAUUUGUGCAUGAAUCAACCAACCCUCAAACAUUUUGAGAUUCAUGUAAAAUGUUUUAAUACCUAAACCUUUUCUUUUUUGUAUUUUUUUUCUACAUGCUUUGUCGAGUUUAUUAUUGUCGAUUUUUUUACUAAGUUUUGUUUGGUCAUAGGGAUUAUAUGAUUUUAUCUUUAGAUAUACAAAGUUACUGUUUGUAUUGAAUGAAAAGGAUAUCCUGUUCUUA